AUGGCUCCCAGAGAACCUACUCGUGCACAAUUGUCGUCCAGACUCGCAUAUCAACAAAGCACUCCUAGCUUCCUCCUGAAGCUUCAAAACCGUAUCAAUGGCAUCCCGGAUGAAGACGACGACGACGACGAAGAGUUCGAAUAUGUCGGUGGAGGACGUGAGCCUAUUCCAAAACGGCCACGGCCAGCUAUCCCGGAGAGACCGCAAGACGAUCCCGGGAGUGCAGAUGAGGAUGAUGGAGACGAGAAACCUCAAGUCGUCGUGCUGAAGGCUGGCAAACAUCUGACGGAGAGGGAGGCUGAGAAUGUCCGCCGUGCAGAGAAAGGUCUUCCUCCGUUACCACACCCUGACGUUGAAAAGAAAGACGCAGACCCGAAGCAAGACAAAUCCCAGGACGCGUCGUCUUCUACCUCGAAGUCUACGCCCCAAGGGCUUACAUUUUCUUCGUCUUCCAAGGCGGGCCCCAAGUCAAACAAGCGGAAGGCUGUAGGAAUGCUGGACGAGAUCAAAUCUCCAGAAACAUCGAAGGAUAAAGCCAAAAAUCCAUCGAAGAAGCUCAAGAAAGAGAAAAAAACACUUCUCUCAUUUGGAGAUGAUACCUGA
Cyclocybe aegerita is the source of this 603-nucleotide messenger RNA. NCBI's taxonomy places the organism in Eukaryota, Fungi, Basidiomycota, Agaricomycetes, Agaricales, Hemipholiotaceae. The record is from the annotation of a GenBank genome assembly.